AUGUUCCCCAACGGUCAUACCAUCGCGGCCGUCGAGGUCCCGGUGUACACGCUCUUCUACCACGGGCGCUUGGACGGCGAGCUGCCGCCGAGCCCGGAGUGGCUCGCCUUCGACGUGGAGAUGUCGUACGGCAUCAUGGGCAGCACGCGCAACUCGUGGCUGCUGACGUACCAGACGACGCGGCCGGUGCGGGCGCUCUGCUUUGACGGCGAGUCGGCGGCGCUCAUGGGCCUCGGCCAGCUGGACACGCAGAUGCUGCACGUCUUCGGCAACGUCUCGGGCCCGCCGCGCCCGCGAGACGGCGUCUUCCGCGGCCUGUGGCAGGAGUACGCGCGCGCCGAGGGCCUCUGCGACUGGCUGCUGGCGGCGGGCCUGCGUGGGCCGGGCUGGGGGUUCGAGGGCGUCGUCCGGAUGAACGCCGGCUUUGAGAUGAUCUGGUGCGACUUCACGAGCCCCAGCCUGCGGCUGCUGACGCAGCUCAACAUCACGGCGCCACAGCUACCGGAGGACGAGCGCAAUGGCUUCGACCCGUCUGAUCCCGACCGCCGGGCAGAUGAGAACGAAAUCGGCGAUGAUGGUCCGCCUGCAUGGUUGGCUAUGCAGCAGAGGGGAGUCGAGGCAGAGACGACGUCGUACUACAGCCUGCCGCCGGCGCCAACGAGGACGGAUCGCGCUGUUGAUCCGUCGCAGCCACCAGCGCCGCCGAACUGGCGCCGUGAUAUGCAACGAGAGCCAUUCCUCAAGGCGCAGGGCUGGGGCUGGUUCGACAGCGCGACAUGGCAUUAUGGCUCGUCACGGAACGGCCCAGGGCUAGGCGAGACUCGGGCCAAGGUGCUAGGCUGCGGUGUGCUGAGUUACUAUUCUCCACGGUUCGUGAACCAGUCCGGCAACAGGGCCAUCGAGGAGCGCGCAUUUCUCAAUCUGACCGAUGACGGUCUGUGGAAAGGGGAGGGCGAAGAGGGAAAUAGGACACAGGCUAUCAAGCUGCUGUCGCGGCGCAGGCGCUUUCACCAUCUGGGCGGAGUCGCUUCUAAGCGGAGACUCGAGCUGUACGGGUGCGGACUGGACGUUGAUUACGUCGGAGAUUGUGCAGAGGACUACGAAGCAUCUUACCACGCUGGCAACCAAGUUUGCGGCAUUGCCACAUGA
Phaeoacremonium minimum UCRPA7 is the source of this 1149-nucleotide messenger RNA. RefSeq names its product putative serine protein. The transcript has 2 exons. The coding region runs from base 1 to 1149 and encodes 382 amino acids. The record is from RefSeq and is a predicted model, not a curated record. Lineage: Eukaryota; Fungi; Ascomycota; Sordariomycetes; Togniniales; Togniniaceae.